Rhipicephalus microplus (southern cattle tick) is the source of this 5394-nucleotide messenger RNA. RefSeq names its product BOS complex subunit NOMO1. NCBI's taxonomy places the organism in Eukaryota, Metazoa, Arthropoda, Arachnida, Ixodida, Ixodidae. The record is from RefSeq and is a predicted model, not a curated record. Gene Ontology annotation, cellular component: endoplasmic reticulum membrane. Gene Ontology annotation, molecular function: carbohydrate binding.
GUGGGUUGCUGCCUGUCUGCUUGCGCCGAGUACCCCGACUCCUUCGAAGGAAUGUGAACAGGCUCAGCUAAAUGAAGUGUUGCUUAGCUUUAGCUUGAUUUUAGCAGCCCUUUAGCAUACGAUGGAGGUCCUGCUAUAUAGCAUUGCAGCCGUGCUAUUGGCCGCCGUGAGUUCAGCUAAAUCGGACGAUGUGAUGGGCUGCGGUGGUUUCAUUCGUUCCAACGUAACCAUUAACUACUCACGGGUCGAAGUAAAAUUACUAACGAGACAGGGUAGCCAGAAGUACCAGACAGAAGGGGCACCCAACAAUGGGUACUAUUUGAUCCCGCUGUACGACCGUGGGGACUACACGCUGCGGGUGGACCCGCCUCCCGGUUGGCUCUUUGAGCCUUCUUCCGUGGACUUGCACAUCGACGGCACCACGGACCCCUGCAGCACAGCACAAGACAUCAACUUUGUCUUCAGAGGAUUCUCCAUUGUGGACAAAGUCCUCAGUGAUGGCCAGCAAGAGGGACCCCCCGGGGUGACGGUGGAGUUGCGUGACAAACAGGGCAAGAUGCUGCAGAAGACUCUGAGCACCAAAGGAGGUGGCUAUGUUUUCACACGCAUCCUGCCUGGAGAAUACACGCUGGUGGCCUCUCAUCCCCUCUGGACUUUGGGUCGCUCCAGCACCACCGUCAAGGUAAUUGACGACAAUGGUACCCCCACCGAGAGCCUCGUGGUCGCUGGCUACGAUGUUCGUGGGGAGGUCUUUGGAGAGGGUGACCCUAUCCGAGGCGUGCACUUUGUGCUCGCAUCUGGCAAGUCCAAGACAGCCACCAAGAUGGUACUGCGAGGCUGCGAGGGCAGCCCGCCCCGUGGUUUUAGUCUGCCGACUGACCUGCACUUCCUGUGCUCUGUGACAUCUGGCGAGGAUGGACAGUUCAUGUUCCCCGCUGUGCCUCCAGGCUCGUACAAGUUGCUGCCCUUCUACAAGGCGGAACGUAUUGAGUUUGACAUUGCGCCACGGCAGGCUGUCUUUUCUGUCAAGCACGGUGGCCACCGCUUCCCCAGCAAGUUCCAGAUCCAAGGCUUCAGUGUGAGUGGCAAGGUGCAUGUCUCCGAAGAGGGACCCGGCGUGCCUCAGGCCGAAGUCUUCCUGGGUGGCAGCAGAGUGGCGAGUACCGAUGCCUCCGGCACAUUUCACCUCGAGAACAUGAAGGCUGGCCAGUACGUCAUCCACGUCAAGGCCCCCGGCAUCACGUUUGAACCGUUCCACGUGCGAGUGUCGCCCAACACGCCCGAGCUUCCAGCCGUGGUGGCUUCCCAGUUUGAAGUGUGUGGCACCAUUGAAGGUGCUAGCCGAAGGAUCAUCGUGGAAGGAGGCAAGGAGCCAUCAACGGUGAUUGCUGACUCCUCUGGGAAAUUCUGCACUGCCCUGAAAGCCGGCAAGUACGUUCUGCGACCUUUUGUCGGGAAGGAGGAGGAGGCAUUGGGCCUUCGCUUCAUCCCUGCUGACAUGUCGCUGGAAGUUCCCAUUGCAAAGGCAAGCGAAGUGGCUUUCAAGAGAUUCAGGGCUGAAAUUAGAGGCAAAGUGGCCUGCAUCAAGGAGUGCGGCCAGGGUCUCAAAGUGUUUCUGCGUGCUGCCAACUUGCCAGAGGACGCCGAAACGGCCACAGCUGAGGUUCAGCCAGAUGGGAGCUUCCACUUCGCCGGUUUGUCCGUGGGGAAAUACAGGCUCUGGGUGGACCGCCCGGAUUGGUGCUGGGAACACGACCGAGCUGGCGGCAAGCUUCAUGUCGUCGACGAGGCCGUCUCACGUUUGACGCUGCAGCAGUCGGGUUUCCGGGCCACCGUGGUGUCGAGUCAUGCCACUCGCGUCGAAGUGGUUCACACAGACGACAGCGCCGCCGCCCUGAACCUGGAAGUCCCUGCGGGCUCGUCUCGGCACUGCUUGCCCAAGCAAGGAACGUAUGCCGUGCGACCAGUCGGGUGCCACGAGUUUAGAGAGAAGGACAUCCGCUUCGACACAUCUCAGCCUGCUGCCAUCACUCUGACUGUGGCCAGACACACUGUGGGUGGCAUUGUGAUUACUGAGGAGAAUGUCACUGACCUGGUUGUGAUGGCCACAUUGGGAACCUCUGCACCUGUGCGAGUGGUGCCUUCUGCUCCGGUCAAGCACGCUGGGGACAAAUACUUCUUUCGGUUCAGCUUGAUGCUUGCUCCGUUGGUCUCGGUGGAGCUUGUACCUCAGUCGGGACGUCUGCUGUUCAGUCCGCCUGCUCUGCGCAUUUCCGUAGGCAACGACUGUGCAGAUGAAGCGGCCCGUUUUGAGGGGCGCAUUGGCCUGUUUGUGGACGGUCGCGUGAAACCACCCCUGGGCGGCGUUCAUGUUGUCGUUCGGGACAUGGCAGGCAACAGGCCCGAUGUGGAGACUGAAUCAGAUGCAGACGGUCGAUUCCUAGUUGGGCCGCUUGACUCAGAGUCCAAGUAUGAUGUUCAGGCAAGCAAGGACGGCUACGUGUUGCGGCCACUGGACAAGCUCGGCCAUUUCGAGGCCUUCAAGUAUGCUGAGGUGAAGGUGACGGUGUCAGAAUCCAGUGGGCAGCCCCUGUCGGGUGUCUUGGUAUCCCUGAGUGGAGCUGCCGACUAUCGCAACCACAGCCGGACGCGCGAGGACGGCCGGCUCCGCUUCCCGAACCUCAGCCCUGGCAAUUACUUCCUUCGACCCAUGAUGAAGGAGUACCGCUUUUCACCUGCCUCUAAGAUGCUCACUGUUGGGGAAGGUGCCACUGUCGAGUUGGACAUCACGGGCGACCGCGUGGCAUUUAGCUGCCUGGGAGUGGUGAGUUCAGUGACGGGCGAAGCCGAGCCAGGUGUCUCCCUCGAAGCGCUUGGCACCGGCACCUGCCAGGGACAUCAGGAGGAAGCCCUGAGUGACAACGAAGGCGCCUUCCGGCUGCGCGGACUCCUGCCCGGCUGUGCCUACCAGCUGCAGCUCAAGCCAGGCGUCAGCCCGCACAUCGAGAGGGCAGAGCCCCCCAAGCGCGAACUCGUGGUAACCAACGCCGACCUGACAAAUGUGCGGGUCAUAGUGUUCCGCUUCUUCAACCAAAUGGACAUCACAGGCCAGAUUGUCACAGACCCCAAACACCUGCCCAACCUUAAGAUACGUGUGGUGGUGGAUGAUGCACCCGACCAGACACUGCACACGGUCACACCGGGUCCCGGGGGCUUCUUCCUUCUUCCACCGCUGACCCGGGACGGCCGCACCUACUGCCUUCAGCUCGAAGGGAGCAGUAAUAAUGGUGGAACCUGCUUCCACGGCAACACGUCACACCGUCAUGUGACCCUGCGUCAUGCGCCCGAGCUGCCGCUACACCUUGAGCACGAGAUCGUGGCUCGUUCUUCGCUGCUCGCCCUGCCUGUGACGGUGGUAGCACUGCUCGCCUGCUACUACUCUUCACGCCUGCUCACCAUGGGUGCAGACAUUGCACAGACUCUGCGGACCCUAGUGAGGCAGAUUAGUGGCACAGCCAAGAACACCGAGGGGACCACAGGUUCACCUGCUGACACGAGGCGAAAGGCCAAAGCGCGGCGAACCUGAGAUCGCUGUUGAAUGCCCCAAUACCAGAUUUGUAAGAUGUCACGAUCCUGUAUGCUUGUAUUAGUUUCCUGUACUGAAUGGACCAGAGAUGCUGUCGAUUGUGUGAAGGUACGAGGACUUCAAAUGUUGUGCUUCACUUACAGACACCCUUGAAGACCCUGUGUGAUAUGUUCAUCUAGAAUUGAACUUCCAUUCAAAAAGGGUCAUUCCACACCAAAAGGCACUGUUUUUGACAGCAUUUGAUUAUGUUACAAAAUAUUGCGGUUAAAACACGUUGUUUCACAAUUCACUUCUGUAAGUUAUUUGGGGGGGGUGUAGGAAGCUUUUCUGCGGGAAUUUAAAUAUUUCAGUGCUCAUAAAAGGUGUUAAAAUAUAGUAGUAAUAAGUAGCAGUGCUUCCCAAUUGUAGAAAAUUUGCAGCAAUACUAAGUAAUUUUUGAAAUUUUUUUAGUUUUACAAAGACGAGAUUUGAUGAACCUCAUAAACCACAAAGACAAUGCAGGCAACCAUAUAAACUAAAAUGCAAGUGAAUUUUCGGUUUAUAAGGCUGCAAUAAGUGCAAAAAAAAGUAUUAAGGUUGAGAAGUGAAUAGUGUAUAAAACUUUACAGGCAUUAGCAUUAAAAAAUAUGCAAAUUUCUCACUUAUAGUUUAGUGUUACGGUACAAGCAACAAUGCAUACUUGGUGUACUAGCUUGAAAAAGUUCACAUAAAGCAUUUUUUUUUCUGGAAAUUUGAUCAAAGCAGCGUUCUCUAAGCAAAAAAGUAUUGGCUGUAUUUAGCCAGCUACAGACUCAAAUGCUGAGUCAGAAGUGAACUGCACUCUAUCACACACCUCCCUGUAAGGAGCAAAUGCAGUGGCUAUGCAUUUGGCAUACAUUCUGAGGUUUCUCAUGGUGCUGAAGAUGAAGUUCAUACGUACAAGUAAAAAUGGAUAAGGAUCUCAAAGAAUGACGACACUACAGCAUCUGUGCCUAUAGCAUCUGUGCAUCGUGGAUGGGCAGGAAGCACAAUUUGGUCAUUGGAUGUGUGUGUUUAGAAAGUCUCUAGCUUGAAAGGGGAUGAGAUGUUAGCACAGAUUUUCGGAUGCGUAGAAACCAAAACACUUUAUCAUUUAGAUAUUUGUCAUCACAUUACACAGCAGCACUCUGUUGUUGCAUAUAAUUAGGCAAGCUUUUCUGUGAACUGAGGGCUAUCCCCGAAUUUUGGGACAGUCCGUGUAAGGUCAGUGUGCUGGAUAUUGUAAAUGAGAGCACUUACAGAACACAGUGUUUCAUUACGCUAGAUCAGUAACAUAGCCAGAAUUUUCUUUUUUCUGGGGGGAGGGGGGGAGAGGGAAUUGAGCCAUACUUUGUAUAUGUUUGUGUGUGCAUGUGAAUUAGUGCAUAUAAGAUAGAAAAACAGCUCAAAUUGUGCUCUUAAGUGCAUCCAUGCACAAUUAGAAAUUUAGGAGGGGAACAAGCCUUAAACUGAACAACACCCCCCCCCCCCCCCCCUCGGUCUUAGCCGCUGCAACACAGCACUCAAAAUAUCGACACUCUAUCAGUGCGCUAUGUAUGCUCUGGCCCAUUCAAAAAAUGCUUUGUCACCAGACUAUCAUGAACCACCUUUUAACUGCAGGGCAUAUAUGAUGAAAAUGUUGUUGUAAACAAAAGUUUAGGUACCUCAACAGUGAAUAUAAUGAAUGACUUGUUUUUGGAGCAGGAUUACUGUUUGCAGCGAAUAGCGUUCGAUGUCAUGACCCAGUUCACCUGUAGUUCACAUUGUUUCUCAUUUUUGAAUUGUGUAUAGUAAACAUGUCUCUCUACAAA